GUGAUGUGUGUUUGCAUGUGCUGUGUUUCCAGGCGAGUUCAUCAUUGGCCGUGUGAUAAAGGCCAUGAACAGCAGCUGGCACCCUGACUGUUUCUGCUGCGAUCUGUGCCAGGCUGUGCUCGCUGAAGUCGGCUUCGUGAAGAACGCAGGCAGACACCUGUGCCGUCCGUGUCAUGACCGUGAGAAGGCUCACAGUCUGGGGAAGUACAUCUGCCAGAAAUGUCAAGCCAUUGUUGAUGACAUCCCGCUGAUUUUCAAGAAUGACCCGUACCAUCCUGACCACUUCAACUGCAGUAACUGUGGUAAGGAGCUGACGGCCGAAGCCAGGGAGCUGAGGGGUGAGCUGUACUGUCUGCCGUGUCACGAUAAGCUGGGCGUGCCGAUCUGCGGCGCCUGCAGGAGACCCAUCGAGGGCCGCGUGGUCAAUGCCAUGGGCAAACAGUGGCACGUGGAGCAUUUCGUGUGUGCUAAAUGUGAGAAACCAUUUCUUGGUCAUCGGCAUUAUGAGCGCAAGGGCCUGGCAUACUGUGAGACUCACUACAACCAGCUCUUUGGAGAAGUCUGUUACCACUGCAACCGCGUCAUCGAAGGAGAUGUGGUGUCUGCAUUGAACAAGGCCUGGUGUGUCAAAUGCUUCGGCUGCUCCACGUGCAACUCCAAGCUGACCCUCAAGGACAGGUUUGUGGAGAUGGAUCUGAAGCCCGUGUGUAAGCACUGCUACGAGCGCGUGCCGGACGAGCUCAAGAGACGCCUGUCCAAACAAGACCCCAAAGACAUGAGGAAGAAGAAAAUGCCCAUCUGUCUGUGACGUGUCUCUGUUUCUGCUUUCUUCCUCCUGAGACAGUUCUGUCCCUCGUGUCAGCUUCCCAACACAAAGACAAACAAAAACCAAAAGAAAUUUGUUCUUCCAUUGAAAGUUCAUGUAGCUAGAUCUCUGACACAUCAAUGUUCAUAUACAGAUUGUAAAAUACAAAACAAAUGUAAGCCAUUUCAUCCGUCUUUUAAAGAGACACAAUCACAGAAUUAAUUUAAUUCAGGUUAACAGAAGAUUUUUUUUUCCAAAUGAUGACAGGAUGUUCAUAUUCAGUGCACUAACCUUCUCCAUCCUACGGUUCUCAUUUUUAUACAUUCACUGGGCACUUUUUUUUUUAGCUACACCUUGCGUUUUCUUUCAGAACUGCCUUAAUUCUAGAUUCCACAAGAUGCUGGAAAGAUUCCUCAGACCUGUUGGUCUAUAUUGACAUGACAGUGCUGCAGUGAAUCCCAAAGAUGGCCUGCUGGAUUGAGAUCUGGUGACUGUAGGGGUCACUGAAGUUUAGUGUUCAAGAAACCAGUUUGCGAUGAUGUGAGCUUUGUGACAUGGUGUGUUAUCCUGCUGGAAGUAGCCAUCAGAAGAUGGGCACAGACAUGGCCAGCAACAAGUAGGCUGUGCUGUUUAAUCGAUGCUCAGUGGGUACAAAGAGGCCAAAAGUGUGCCCCAAAAUAGCCAUUACACCGUCAGCGGCCUGAACUGCUGACACAAGGCUGACACAACAGCUCUCAUGCUGUUUAUGUCACAGCAGAACUCCACCUUCUUCAGUCUUGUAUUGGUGUGAACUGAUUCCAGCUGACAGGAACUCUUCUGUUUUACGGGUUGGACGUCUUCUGUGUUCAGAUGCUGUUCUGCAGACUUCGUUGUAACGAGGGUUUAUUUGAGUUCCCGUUGUUUCUAUCAGUUCAGACCAGUCUGGCCAAUUCUGAUGCUUGGUUUCAACUGCAGCAGAUCGUCCUGACCUGUAGCUGCCAUGUGAUUGGCUGAUUCAAUGUUUGCGUUAACGAGCAGACUAAUAAAGUGGCCGGUGAGUGUAUCUAAACAAUAUGCACUAAGAACAUGAAAAUCAAUCAGGGGAGUGUUUGCCAAAAGCAACUAUGUUCCGUUGUUACGAAUAGAAUUCAGUGGCACUAACCACCAAAGUUAGCUAACCAUGCUUGUGGGAAACACCCCAGGCCUGCAAGAAUAGAGGCAGUUUGAUCUGCUGUGUCCAUUCGACCCCCAUUAGGCUGAAUCCAUGUCUUCUGAUGUGAAAUGAUAGGAGUGUGUGAGAAAAAUACUAAUAUUGUAAGCGUUUAAAACUGAAGCAUCCCGUCUGGCCAGUGGUCACACACAGGUUCAUGAGUUCACACACGAUCAUAACGUCAGCUGGACAGAAAACACUCUUAUGUCACGCUUCACAACAUUGCUCUCACACACUCCUUCAGAAGACACUGGUUUCUAAUGUGUCAGUUUGAGUUGAUGAAAGAGUCAUGCACAUGAUGGUCGGCAUGUUUUUGUGUUCUACUAAAGAAUCCGACUCAGGUUUUGCUGAAGGCUUCAUAUGCAGCUCUGAUGAAGAGCGUUUUACUCUCAAGUCAAACCUGUGGACUGAAAAGGCAUUUCUGGAAGGGCUUCUCUUUUUCUCCUAAAGAAAGAGAGGUGUUUGUAAGUGCAUUAUAGUGUAUCUGAUGAAAUAUAAGCUUCUCUGUGUGGGGAGUUUUUGAGAUAUCACAAUCCGUGUCGUCAUGUGGAGCACUCUAAUGACUCGCUUUCAUUUUGACCACAACGUUCCUCGUGUUUGUGUUUGGUCAGAUUUUUCCUGUGGUGUUUUUAGGAGUGUUACGUGAGAUCUGCAGCUGAACACCACACAUCCAGCAUUUCACCGUUUCAUCUGACUGUAUAGAAUGUAACAUGAGGGGUCACAACUCUGAUUUGUGUUGCAGUUUAACAAUAGAAGGGUUCAUGAAUAAAGGAAUGCAGAGUUUU
Molecule: messenger RNA, 2779 nt
Organism: Cyprinus carpio (common carp)
Lineage: Eukaryota; Metazoa; Chordata; Actinopteri; Cypriniformes; Cyprinidae
Product: LIM and senescent cell antigen-like-containing domain protein 1
Exons: 7
Coding region: 65-808 (247 amino acids)
Biological process (GO): cell-cell junction organization; positive regulation of integrin-mediated signaling pathway; cell-cell adhesion
Cellular component (GO): focal adhesion; cell-cell junction; cytoplasm
Source: RefSeq, a predicted model, not a curated record